UCUUUAUUUUUUAUUUCUAUUAUAAACUAUCAAUGAAUGUGUACAAUGUGAUAUGGAAAAUAUGUAGUCCUCAUUUGUCGCUGAUUUUUUGAAUUAGAAUCGGAUUUUUGACAAAAGGAUGGAAACAAGUAAAAUAUGAAAAUGACCGUUUUACUCUACGAUUAUUGCGAGCUUGAAGAACGGACCUCCAAGCACCUAAGGCUAUGGAAAGCAUGGCACGCAAUAAUUUACUUCUUAGCUGCCACAUUGGGCAUAAUGAACUACACAUUUCUACAAAACACCAAAGAUUUGGUCGACGAUAACUGCGUAUUCUAUCCCCGCAAGCUAGAGUUUCAUUGGGUUCAACGUACAAAUUAUACUGAUGUUGAAACAACUGAUCAACUAAAUUUGACUGACGUGACGGGGAAUGAUACAAUAAAAAGUAUAACCAACGCAAGUACAAAAAACGAAGAUAACAUAGGAAAUAUAAAUUUAAAUGACAAUAAAUACUCUACAGAUGAUAAAACUACAGAUUUUAAUACAAAAGCAGUAAGUAAUUCUACUGAAGACGCUCAAAAUGUGACCGCCAGAGACGAUGAAGGUGACAAAGGUAGAGUUAGAAGAAACGCUCAAGAGUUUACGGAAAGUAGUAAUGUUACAACGUUGGAAAGCAGAAACGCCACUUUUUUAUACGGAAAUACAACCCAUAGACGAGUGUUAGACACAACUCGCACUUUAUUUGCUAAGGAUAGCGAAUGCCAAUUUGCUGAGUACAUGCCUCUACUGGCCACGGUGUUCGCUUUUGUAUGGGCUACGCUCUUCAUCGUAUGCCCUGGAGGCGGCCGUAGUAGAAGCGGAUUGCAGCAGCCUUGGCGAAUUCUGGUUCCAGCACUGGUGUUUUCUGUCGUGAUGGUUGGUCUGACCGGUCAUAGCUUCGUCAAGACCAACGGGGGCCUGCAAGCCUUUUGUACAGCCUUCUAUAACAACACUAAUGCAACAACUUGCUCAUCAGUCGAUCAACUGAUUGAAGACGCGUGGAACACAACGUGGGGAAUGGGAGGACGCAUAUCGGCCACGAGGGCCGCCUCGGCCGGAGUCUGGGCGCUGUGGGCCGUGGCUGCGGCGGUGCUGCUGGCACGCUGUCUCGCUGCGCCCGAUUUUGCUGUCAGGAAAACUGGAGUAUUCCUUGUGGAUCCAAAACAGAAAAUCAUACCCCAUCUUCGAAAAUCACCUCGACACUCGCAACGGUCCACAAACAGUUCACCCAACAAGAGAGACGUAGCCUCGGUGAAGUCUGAGCCCACGAUUACCACUGAGUUGGUGACUGCUUCUAUCGAACACGAGCCAAAGUCUGAACCCACCUCAUUGUACGUUUCACCUAUAAAAUUGGAAACUUCGCCGAAUAAAAAAGAUAGAGAAGAGGCUAUUGAAAUGACUUAUAGCCCGAGAGAACUGGACGAACAUCGCUGAAAGCUGAAGACUCGUGUGGCUAGAAUGGAAAAUGAACUAUGUUGUAUUUAGGUACAUGUUGCUUAAGUGAGCACGACUUACACCCUACAGUAUAGGUACAUAUUAUCACUUUUCGACAAAAUCCUGUGCGAACGACGAAAGUUUUCGAAUUUUUUCAAUAUAGAAUUGUAUACCUCUCGCUAGCGCCCGCUGUGGCAGUAGCCUAAAAUUGGACUCACGUAGAUGUCUAUGAAAUUAAAAAUUCCCUUUUUAGCUCACAACAUUACAAUCAUUGUUAUCAUGAUAAAGAAAACAUAUAAGUCAACGUAUAUUGCAUUUCUGAACAAUUUGUAAUAAAAAUACACAAUUUUAUUAUUAUAGGUUUUUAUUGACGUUACACAUUAAUUUUAAUAUUAAAACUAGAUACUUAUUAAGUUUAUACCUACUUAUUAAGUUUUAAUAAAGUUAACAAUUC
Molecule: messenger RNA, 1903 nt
Organism: Hyposmocoma kahamanoa
Lineage: Eukaryota; Metazoa; Arthropoda; Insecta; Lepidoptera; Cosmopterigidae
Exons: 7
Coding region: 136-1449 (437 amino acids)
Biological process (GO): protein ubiquitination; ubiquitin-dependent protein catabolic process
Cellular component (GO): ubiquitin ligase complex; cytosol
Molecular function (GO): ubiquitin protein ligase activity
Source: RefSeq, a predicted model, not a curated record